AAGAGCGCAGCGACAUAAACGAACCACGGGAAGCAUUCAAGUCAUACACGAAAAAAAAAAAAAAAAAAAAAAAAAAAAGAAAAAGAAACCCGGCCCUGCCGAGCAACUCAAGAUGGUUUUUGAAACUAUCUCGAAGAUAAUUAAAGUCCAGCUUCCGGCCUACCUCAAGAGGCUGCCGCUUCCGGAAACCAUCGGCGGAUUCGCAAGGUUAACAGUGUCCGAGUGGCUGCGGUUGCUGCCUUUCCUUGGUAUCCUGGCCUUGUUGGGCUAUCUGACCAUCCGCCCUUUUCUUCCUAAGAAGAAGAAACAGAAAGACAGCCUSAUUAACUUGAAGAUCCAGAAAGAAAAUCCUAAAGUGGUCAACGAGAUAGACAUAGAGGACCUGAACAGUGCAAAUGUGUGUUACUGUCGCUGCUGGCGUUCCAAAACUUUUCCUGUUUGUGACAAGUCACACUUAAAGCACAAUGAACUAACUGGAGACAACGUGGGACCACUCAUACUUAAAAAGAAAAUACUUUAAUUGAUGGUUUAUGCCUAAGCCUUUUCUUGAUGUCAUGUUUCUCAAUAAUAAUAAUAAUAAUAAUGAUAAUAAAACUACUGAGUGUGUAUUAGCUAUGUUAUGUUGAAUUUUUAAAGUUAGGAGAAUUUAUUUUUCUUGGCUCACUAUGUUAGCAUAAUGGCAUCUUAAGUGUCAAAAUCAGUUUUAUCCCAGUGUCUGUCAUCAAAUACAAAUCAAAGGUGGGAACACUUUGAGGGGACAAGUUGAGAAGUACAUUUAAAGACUAUUUAAUGACUUCCAAUGAUCUCAACUCAUWGGUGAAGGAAUGUUCUUCCCAAUCAGAUGCAACUUCCUGUUGAGUAGUCCAACCUGUACUUAACACKGUGUCUUGUGUACCUUUUACUUUGGACCACUCUUUGUUAUCUUUGCUUUUGUUUAUUUUAUGUGCGAAAGCCAAUCAAUGUGCCAAAUUUGAACGAACUUUAGGGAUGUGAGAAUUUCUGAAUUAAAUGCAUGUUUGGGUCUACUUAUUAAUUUGUCUUUAAACAUUGCAAACCACAUCAUUGUUGACUAAUAUCAUCCUAUAUGCAGUUUUAACCUCACUAACCUUUUAGAGGUUUAAGAACUUCUGUUGAUUUUUUUUCCAGCAUUAUAUGGCUGACUGUUUUUAGCUGAUUUUUGUGAAAGUAGUUUAUAACUUGGCAAUAUUUGUUUUUUUAUGUAUCUGCAUUUUCUAAAGUUUAUGUAUGUUUGAAUAUGAAUAGAAGUUUUUUGUUUAGACGUUAGCCUGACUUUAUUGAUACUAAUUGUAAAGAAGUCCUCAUGUUUAAGUUGCUUUAGCAGACAAAACUUCAGCUUCUUUUACUGUUUUGUUUUGAGAACUCAUGCAACAGAGCUAAAAGAAGUUUGAUAAUGAUUUAAACUGAAACGAGUUAACACUUAGACCAGAAUCAGCUGCAGGCAGCUACAAUUAACCUUGUGAUGGUUCUACAAAAACUCAAAUGAUCAUUUUCCUGAUUCAGAUGGACAUGAUGGUCUUAAUCAGAUUAAAUGGCACUGCAGGAUUCUGUUGUGAAGAUAUACACAUUUAUUCAGCUAAAAACAGUAAAUAUAGAUUGUGCUACUUAUUGAAAAGAUUAAGGCAUCCCAAAGUACAUAGCCACUUUAAUAUUAAGACUAUAACAAAGACCAGAUUAUAAAACAUGUUUCAUUGUAUAGCUGUGCCUUCAAUCUAGAUGUCAAAACAAGUACUUUUUAGUAAAUUUUUAUUUUGAAAGACACUAAAUUUUAUCAACACGUAAAAUAAGGUAAUAAUGUUAAAAGGAUGUUGGAUUUGGGCCAYUUGUUGAACCUUUGGGAACACUGAUUUGCUUGUGUAUUUUAUUUGAAUAAAUAAAAACUUAAGCUACU
This is a messenger RNA of Austrofundulus limnaeus, 1909 nucleotides long. RefSeq names its product CDGSH iron sulfur domain 2 (gene cisd2). Bases 113 to 520 code for a protein of 135 amino acids. Lineage: Eukaryota; Metazoa; Chordata; Actinopteri; Cyprinodontiformes; Rivulidae. The record is from RefSeq and is a predicted model, not a curated record. The transcript is spliced from 3 exons. Gene Ontology annotation, biological process: regulation of autophagy; autophagy of mitochondrion. Gene Ontology annotation, cellular component: mitochondrial outer membrane; intracellular membrane-bounded organelle. Gene Ontology annotation, molecular function: 2 iron, 2 sulfur cluster binding.